AUGCCAGCUGAAUUGCAAACAAAAUUAAUGUGGUAUAAUGGACCAUCGUGGCUCGAACACUCCGAAGAACAGUGGCCCGCGAACGCGAUUCAACUCCUCGAACAAGUUCCCGAACAACGUCCGGUAAUCGCUUGCGUCGCGUCGAUUAACGCGUGCGAUGUAUUGAAAAAAUACUCCUCGCUGAUAAAAACAAAACGUAUCAUCGCUUACUGUCGCCGUUAUGCCCAUAACUUAUCCAGCAAGCGCACACACAAACCAAAACUCUUUGGCGCACUCUCGAUCGAAGAACUCGAAAGCGCGAUGGAUACUAUAAUAAAGAUGGUCCAACGCGAAAAUUUUGCUCCCGAAUUCAAUUCGUUAUUGUCAAACGGUACGACAAAGGGUCCGUUCGCGAAACUGAAUCCUUUCGUGGAUUCAGGGGGGAUAAUCAGAGUUGGAGGUCGAAUUUCGCGCUCCGAUUUGCCACACACGACAAGACAUCCUGCAUUAAUGCCGGGAAAACACGAAAUCACGGAACUCGUCAUACGCGAUAGGCAUCACGCCCACUAUCACGCCGUCAUCCAGGCCACUCUCGCUGCAAUAAGAGAGCAGUUCUGGGUGGUUAACGGAAAAACAAUGGUAAAACGCGGAAUAUACCAAUGCGUAACGUGCCGUCGCGCUAAACCAGUCAUGCUCAAUUACAACAUGGCCGAUUUACCGAGGGACCGCGUUACCUGUAGCCGACCGUUCUCGUCCGUGGACCUCGAUUAUUGCGGUCCAAUACAUACAAAAGAAAAACGUCUUCGAAAUCGAAAUAAAAUCAAGGUUUACAUCGCGAUAUUUAUAUGUCUCGCAACUAAAGCCGUUCACAUACAAAUAGUCAGUGAUCUCACGACCGAAGCCGUCAUCGCGGCACAUAGACGAUUUUUCGCUCGUCGCGGGAAACCGGCUCACAUCCAUUCCGACAACGCUACAACUUUCGUCGGAGCCAAUCGCGAAUUAAAAGAGCUAUCCGCGAUGAUAAGGGACCGACGCGAACACAUCGAAACAAAUUUAGCAAACGACGGAAUCAAGUGGCAUUUUAUUCCACCGCGAUCGCCACACUUCGGCGGCCUUUGGGAAGCCGCCGUAAAGUCUUUUAAACAUCAUUUUUCACGUGUCAUCGGUGAAACGCUGCUCACAUACGAAGCGCUUCAUUCUUAUGCAACUGAAAUAGAAGCCAUUUUGAAUUCGCGACCGCUAACUUCCUUAUCCUCGGAUCCUAACGAUUUCAACCCGCUCACCCCCGCGCACUUCCUAAUCGGUGGUCCGCUGACAAGCAUCCCUGAGCAUGACUUCAGGGAUACGAAUGUCUCGCAGCUGUCAACGUGGCAGCAUGUCCAGAAAAUGAAGCAACAUUUUUGGACUCGCUGGCACAAGGAAUACCUGCACGAGUUGACCGUACGCCGAAAAUGGCAUCGUGGUCAAACCAACGAUCUGCCAGUCAACACCAUGGUCAUCCUACACGAGGACAACGCGCCGCCGAUCCGGUGGCCUCUUGGACGGAUCACGGAGGUUCAUCCUGGAGAAGAUGGUGUGAUCCGAGUAGCAACCGUGCGAACCACGAACGGAACGUACAAACGUUCAAUUAAAAAACUCUCGCCUCUAUUUUUGAACAACUGA
Messenger RNA from Habropoda laboriosa, 1641 nucleotides. RefSeq lists its product as uncharacterized. The transcript has a single exon. Bases 1 to 1641 code for a protein of 546 amino acids. Gene Ontology annotation, biological process: DNA integration. Lineage: Eukaryota; Metazoa; Arthropoda; Insecta; Hymenoptera; Apidae. Gene Ontology annotation, molecular function: nucleic acid binding. The record is from RefSeq and is a predicted model, not a curated record.